AACAAGUUGGGAUAUAUCAUCUAUAAUUCCUAGUAGGAGAUAAUUUGUUUGGUAAAACUAUUACAAGUUCAAUGUAAAUGUCACUAUUUUACGCAAUAUUUAAAUUAAAUAGAACCAAUCAGGAAAGCCUUUGGAAGAAGGGAAGUCCGUUUGUACAGGAGAUCGCUAACUUACACGGACUUACACGGCCAAACUACAAGCUCGCUAAUACCUAGAGCUAAGUCGAUGGCGUGCUCUUUUACCCCGACUCCACAAUUCCCUAAACAGGAUCCCAGGAGUGACAAUUCGGGUAGAGUACCUCAUGUAGGUGAUGCGCAAGAGAAUAUGUAUACAUAUAAGUUAGGCAAGUGGUACACUUCCUUCCUAUACGUAGUAAGACCUGUAGCUUGCGAAUUCAAAUACCUCUCUCUCCAUCCCGCUUCUUGGGGUCAUUGGACUUUGCAACAUCUGACUUGAUACCACCAACUCCAAGCCGAGACGAUCCCCUCCAUACCGGUGAACAAUAACGUAAAGUCCAAAGACCGAUCGCAAUGGCAGAGGAAUUAAGCAAGCAUUUUGAGACUCUCCAGCUCCACGCGGGCCAGCAACCAGACCCGGCGACGAAUUCUCGCGCAGUUCCUAUAUACGCGACAACUAGCUUCGUUUUCAAUGAUUCGGCACAUGGCGCUAGGUUAUUUGGUCUCAAGGAGUUCGGCAACAUAUACAGCCGGCUUAUGAACCCUACUGUAGAUGUCUUCGAGAAACGCAUUGCUGCUCUAGAAGGUGGUGCCGCUGCUGUUGCAGCUUCAUCCGGCCAGGCUGCCCAAUUCAUGGCUAUCGCCGCCCUCGCUCAUGCCGGCGACAACAUUGUCGCAACCCCCAGCCUCUACGGUGGCACAUAUAACCAAUUGAAGGUUUUCAUUGCGCGGCUCGGAAUCAAGGCUAAGUUUAUCGAGAGCGACAAGCCUGAGGAAUUCGCCGCAGCCAUCGACGACAAGACGAAGGCCGUAUAUAUCGAGAGUAUUGGCAACCCCCGGUAUAACAUCCCAGAUUUCGAGGCUAUCGCCAAAGUUGCGCACGAGAAAGGUGUCCCUGUAAUUGUGGACAACACUUUCGGAGCCGGCGGCUACUUCGUCAGGCCCAUCGAGCACGGCGCGGAUAUCGUCGUCCACUCGGCGACCAAGUGGAUUGGCGGCCACGGAACGACUAUCGCCGGUGUUGUCGUCGAUAGCGGAAAGUUUGAUUGGGGAAAGAAUGGCGCCCGGUUUCCCCAAUUUGUUGAGCCGUCUGAGGGGUACCACGGUCUCAAGUUCUGGGAGACAUUCGGACCCCUUUCUUUGGCUAUUCGCCUAAGAGUCGAGAUUCUACGUGAUCUAGGUUCUUCUCUUAACCCCUUUGCUGCUCAACAACUCAUCCUCGGACUAGAGACACUGAGUUUGAGAGCCGAGAGACAUGCGCAAAACGCUCUUGCGCUCGCAAAGUACCUCGAGUCUAGCCCCUACGUGAGCUGGGUGUCAUACCCGGGAUUGGAAAGCCAUCCAAGUCACGAAUUGGCAAAGAAGUAUUUGAAGAGAGGCUUUGGCGGUGUCCUUAGCUUCGGAGUCAAGGGUGGUGGUGCGGCUGGAAGCCAAAUCGUUGAUGGCUUCAAGUUAAUCUCUAACCUCGCCAAUGUUGGAGAUUCUAAGACCCUAGCUAUCCACCCUUGGACUACAACACACGAGCAGCUAUCAGACGAGGAGAAGAUUGCAUCUGGAACAACCGAGGAUCUCAUCCGUAUUUCUGUCGGUACGGAGCACAUUGACGACAUUAUCGCCGACUUUGAGCAGUCUUUCCAGAAGGCUUCUGCGGCGACAACGAAGGGAGAUGAAGCGGGCUCUGGAGUGGAGGCUAAGCAGAAGGAGGCGCCAACUGUGGUUUAGAUUCGUGAGAGAGUCUUUCAAUAGCAUGUAAUUACCUAGGUACCUAUAUACCCCGAUUUAAAGUAGAAACGAGUUUGUCUC
This is a messenger RNA of Daldinia caldariorum, 1979 nucleotides long. Its product is annotated as O-acetylhomoserine ami. The transcript has 6 exons. Gene Ontology annotation, molecular function: transferase activity, transferring alkyl or aryl (other than methyl) groups; pyridoxal phosphate binding. Bases 531 to 1898 code for a protein of 455 amino acids. The record is from RefSeq and is a predicted model, not a curated record. NCBI's taxonomy places the organism in Eukaryota, Fungi, Ascomycota, Sordariomycetes, Xylariales, Hypoxylaceae. Gene Ontology annotation, biological process: transsulfuration.